Messenger RNA from Trifolium pratense (red clover), 813 nucleotides. RefSeq lists its product as uncharacterized. Gene Ontology annotation, molecular function: protein binding. The record is from RefSeq and is a predicted model, not a curated record. Bases 1 to 813 code for a protein of 270 amino acids. The transcript has a single exon. Gene Ontology annotation, biological process: SCF-dependent proteasomal ubiquitin-dependent protein catabolic process. Gene Ontology annotation, cellular component: SCF ubiquitin ligase complex. NCBI's taxonomy places the organism in Eukaryota, Viridiplantae, Streptophyta, Magnoliopsida, Fabales, Fabaceae.
AUGAAGAGAAAGGCAACAACUUGUUCUUCUUCUCUGAUACUCCUCAUCAAUAUGAAAGCAGCGAAGAGAAUUAAAACAACAACAAGAAGAGAUUCUGUGAGUGUUUACUUACCUGAUGAGUGUUGGGGACUUGUAUUCAAAAACUUACCCAUGGAUGAUCGCGACUACAACUCUAUCUCCCUCGUCUCCAAACAAUUUCUCUCCAUUACCAACAGACUUCGAUCCUCUCUCACUAUCAAAUCCAAUCUAACAACGAAACAAGCUCUCAAUCUCAUUCGAAGAUUCCCCAAACUCACCUCCCUUGACUUCUCCGGCCGUCGCGACCUCGAUUACAUUCUCCCCCGACUCUCUACUUUCCCAUUUAGACUCACAUCACUCAAACUCGACAAAAUAUCCACCAUUCCUGCUUCUGGCUUACUAGCUUUCUCUAUAACUUCAACUUUAAACUCCUUCACAUGUUCCCACACUAAUUUUCUCCAUUCCUCUCACAUGUUCCUCGUUGGCAAUUGUUUCCCUGAGUUGCAGCGCAUUGAUUUGAGUCAUUGCAAAGACAUAUAUCCAGACAGUCUCCAUCUUCUUUUGAAGGGAUGUCGUGAAAAUAUUACACAUUUGAACUUAACUGACUGUUCUAUUUUCACUGAAGAUAUAAUCAUGAACUUUCAAGUUCCUAAAUUGAAGGUUUUGAAUUUGUCAAGUUCAUCCGUUGACGAUAAAACACUCUAUGUUAUUACAAAGAGUUGUACUGGGAUUUGGAAACUCUAUCUCAACAUUGUCAUGCUGUCGGAUACAAGGGUGAUCACUGUCGUUUCGUGA